ACUGCUGGCUAAGUGCCAGAGAAGUUUUGCAGGCGCCUCUCCGCCAAUUCCUGACCAUGGGCAACUCCUGCUUCGUCUUUAAGGAGCGGCUGAUAAAGAGGCUGCGGCCUCUGCCCACCCUGCUUGUCAUCCGCGCCUUCGUGCCGCACCCGAGGGGCAAAGAUUACCGCGUGGUGGUGCUCGGCCCCGCCGGCGUGGGCAAGAGCGCGCUGGUGCAGAGGUGGGUGCGCGGCAACUUUCGAGAUGCCUAUCUGCCAACCAUCGAAGAUACCUACCGCCAGGCGCUGGGCUGCAACCACAGCAAGGGCGCGCUGCACAUCACCGACACCACUGGCGGCCAGCGCUAUCCCGGCCUGCAGCGCCUCGCCAUUGCCAGGGGCCACGCCUUCAUCCUGGUCUACUCAGUCACCAAGAAGCAAACCCUGGAGGAGCUGAAGCCGUUCUAUGAGCUGAUCCGCGAGAUCAAAGGCAACAGCUUCCACAAGUACCCUAUCGUGCUGGUCGGCAACAAAUGCGAUGAGAGCCGCCGGGAGCUGACCGCGAGGGAUGGCGCUGCUCGCGCGUUGGAGUGGAAUUGCGCCUUCAUGGAGACCUCUGCCAAGACGGGUGUCAACGUGCAGGAGCUGUUCCACAUGCUACUGAACCACGAAAAGAAGCCCGCCACCUGCCUCCAGCCUUCCCAGAAGAAAUCCCAUCUGCCGAAGGCCGCGGAGAAGCUGCUUGGCAAGUGCAACAUCAUGUGAGCCCCGGGCCUCAGG
Ceratotherium simum simum (southern white rhinoceros) is the source of this 758-nucleotide messenger RNA. It is a transcript of the gene DIRAS3, whose product is annotated as DIRAS family GTPase 3. NCBI's taxonomy places the organism in Eukaryota, Metazoa, Chordata, Mammalia, Perissodactyla, Rhinocerotidae. Gene Ontology annotation, cellular component: membrane. Gene Ontology annotation, molecular function: GTPase activity; GTP binding. The record is from RefSeq and is a predicted model, not a curated record. Gene Ontology annotation, biological process: signal transduction.